Messenger RNA from Exophiala mesophila, 753 nucleotides. RefSeq lists its product as uncharacterized. NCBI's taxonomy places the organism in Eukaryota, Fungi, Ascomycota, Eurotiomycetes, Chaetothyriales, Herpotrichiellaceae. The record is from RefSeq and is a predicted model, not a curated record. Bases 95 to 454 code for a protein of 119 amino acids. The transcript has 3 exons.
CGAAACCACAUCCACCAUCAUCACCCGGGCCCUUUGCCUUUGUAUUGCCCCGUCUAUGUAGGCCAUACAACAACGGCAACGAGUCCAAACAACUAUGCCUCAAGAUUUACCGCCUACGGGUGGCUACGAUGCCGUACAAUAUCGACGCAACAUCCCCGCCCGUGGUCUCCGUCCUAUCUGGUACUUGCUCGGUGUCGGCGCCGUGAUGACAUAUGGCUGGCGCCAGAUAUGGAUAGGCCACCGAGAGAAGAUUGAAUUGUCGAGAGAGAAGAUGUGGUCUCGCAUCCAUAUCACCCCUCUGUUGCAAGCCGAAGAGGACCGUGACCAGGUCCGUCGAUAUUAUGCCGAUUUGGCCCGCGAGCAGGAGUUGUUAGGAAGUCAGAGCAAGCCCUAUAACAGUGACAGGUUCGUUCGGCCGACAUAUGCACCUACACCUCAGCGAACCACGUCAUGACCCUAGGCGAUUCGACAUCUCAAUUCGGGCCAGGUCUCGGUGCUCUCUAAGGUUUCCUCGCAUCAACAAGAUGCGAGAGAGGAAGCCUUGGAUCUAUUACAAUGUUGUUGAGCACGUGCCAGAAUCAGGGCGAUCUCCUAGCUCUUACAACAACUGGAGAGUCUAGAGAAUUUGUGUACAUAAACCAUCACAUCUGGACAAGGGAAAUGAAAAAAAAGACUUGAAACCACAUGUGCCACAAGUCAGGGCAUACAUAUGACAACUCUGAGACCCAAUUUACUUUUUAUGACAAAGGCAGC